CCACACCUCGGAAGGAAAGACAAGAAUAUAUGGACAAAUUAAUUUUCAAUGAUAAAAUACCACAAAAAUCCUCAACGAGGCAGAUGUUAACACAAAAACAGGCAUCUCAUUUAAUUCACAGGAGUGUGCCCGGAGUCUCCUUGUGGGAGCCGUGCCAGCGGAGGGUCUCCAGCAGCUCCCCACCUCCCCCUACCCUAGGUAAACUCCAGCCUCAGCUCUGGGGAGCGUGCAUCCUUGCAAUCAAUCGGAGUCAGCACCAGUGACAGCUCUGCAGUCCUCCAAUGUGGUGCUGAUCAGGUGUUCCCAGAGCCUGGCUCAGCUCACAGCGACACAAUGCAGCUGAGCAGGCUGAGCAAGGGAGCACAAGCCUCAGCCUCCUGCACACAGCCUGUCCCUGCUCUCCAGAACACAGCGGGCGACCUUUGAGCUCCAGCCUCACAGGGAGAUGAUGUGCUGAGGUGGAAGACAACCCUAUCUGUGGCAAAGAUGGAAUAUCAGAUAUUGAAAAUGUCUCCCUGCCUGCUCGUCCUUCUGCUUCUCAUCCCUGGUAUUCUCUGUAUCUGUCCCCACCAAUGUACAUGCUCAGAAAAGCACAGGCGAGUGGACUGUUCGGGUAGAAACUUGACUCUCUUACCCCCUGGACUCCAAGAGAACAUUGUUCACUUAAACCUCUCUUCUAACCUCUUCACCGAUCUUCACAACCAGCUAACUCAGUACACCAACCUGAGGACCCUCGAUGUGUCCCACAACAUGCUGGAGCGCCUCCCCGAGCAGCUGCCCAGGUCCCUCUGGGAAAUGUACGCUACCAACAAUGCCAUCAAACUUCUGGACAAGUCGGACACCGCUUACCAGUGGAACCUUCAGCGCCUUGAUGUUUCUAAGAAUAUGCUGGAAAGGGUUGUUCUUAUCAAAAACACACUCACUAGCCUCAAGUUUCUCAACCUCAGUAGUAACAAACUCUGGACAGUCCCCACUAACAUGCCUCCCAACAUUAAGACAGUGGACCUGUCCAACAAUUCUUUGACCCAAAUUCUUCCUGGAACAUUAGUGAAGCUGACAAAUCUCACGCACCUUUACCUCCACAACAAUAAGUUCACGUAUAUUCCUGAUCAAGCCUUUGACCAAUUAUCUCAGCUGCAAGUGAUAACUCUGUACAACAAUCGAUGGGCUUGUGAUGAGAAGCAAAAUGUCACCUAUUUACUGAAAUGGGUGUUGGAAACCACAGCUCAGGUGAUCGGGUCUCCAUGUUCUAAUCACACAAGUCCCUGGCAAAACCACACGGAACAAUCCACCCUCUCCGCAAUGACCUCAAGCAUGUUUGCUGUGGCUAGCACACAGGCCACGGACGCCAUUAGCUCCCUGAGUCUGGAAACCCAACAUAAGGUGACCAAAAUACCCAAACAAUACCGAACAAAGGAGUCCCCGUUAAGUGCCACUCUGGGCAAAAGCGUGGUCCUGAGCAGCACUGAUAAGCCUCUGGCUCUCUAUCCAGAAGAACUGCCCACGGGAAAGACAAAUUCCCAUGAAGCAGCAGCUGCAACACUGACCAUCCAUAUUCAAGACGCAACUGUCUUAAAUGCAAGUGUCACGAAUUCCACGAAAUCUUCCACAACUCCAAUGACCCUAAGCAUCACGAGUGGGAUGCCAAGCGGCUUCUCUGAAAUGGCUCAACAAAGCACAACUCUCACCUUAAGGAAGGAGGGGACAACCACCGAAGCUCUUAAUUCUCGCCUACCUUCCGCAGCAAGUAUCUGGAAAGCAGAUGCGUCGCAUGUCUUCAUGAUCAACGUCAUUGUAAUGAUGGUCAUGCUGACUGGCUGAGGACCUGAAUUUUCUGAAAUUAAUCAAAGUACUCCUCUCUCUGAUGUAAAUUUGGAAAAACAUGCUCGUGUCUAACCAGUGACUCAAUUAUAGAAAACCCUCCAGAAGGCCAGUCUUGCAUUUCUGACUCUGAUCUUAAUGAAGUAACUUUGUCCUAAACACAAGAAGUGCACAAAUAAUGUCUUGGUACUUUGCUGCUAUUUUACUGUCUUAACUGAGUAAAAUCUAACCUGUUAAGUUUUUUUUUUAAAUGAAAUGUUUAUUUUAUAUCUUAAGGCUUCAUUUUCUUGCAAAAAAUAUAAAGCAUCUGAACUUUAAUAUGUAUUUUAUGUAUGUUUUCAUCAUUAAACAUCUGGAAAAGAAAUAAAAAAGUCUACACUAA
This is a messenger RNA of Antechinus flavipes (yellow-footed antechinus), 2203 nucleotides long. RefSeq names its product oligodendrocyte myelin glycoprotein (gene OMG). Gene Ontology annotation, biological process: neuron projection regeneration. The record is from RefSeq and is a predicted model, not a curated record. The transcript is spliced from 2 exons. Lineage: Eukaryota; Metazoa; Chordata; Mammalia; Dasyuromorphia; Dasyuridae. Gene Ontology annotation, molecular function: protein binding. Bases 487 to 1821 code for a protein of 444 amino acids.